CUAUUCCUCCCACUGACACCAAUGAUGGGGCACGAUUCCUCGCUCUGACACCAAUGAUGGGGCACUAUUCCUCCCACUGAUACCAAUGAUGGGGCACUAUUCCUCCCACUGACACCAAUGAUGGGGCAUGAUUCUUCCAACUGAUACCAAUGAUGUGGCACUAUUCCUCCCACUGACAUUAAUGAUGGGACACUAUUCCUCAGACAAUGACACUAAUGAUGGGGCACCAAUCCCAUCAUUGGUGUCAGUGGGAGGAAUAGCACCCCAUCUUUGGAAUACCAUACUGAAAUACCAUACCAUAUUGAAAUCAAAUCUGAUG
This is a messenger RNA of Staurois parvus, 319 nucleotides long. The record is from the annotation of a GenBank genome assembly. NCBI's taxonomy places the organism in Eukaryota, Metazoa, Chordata, Amphibia, Anura, Ranidae.